UCGCGGGAGACGCUGCUGGCUCGCUCGCUGUUGCUUUUCUUUUCUUUUUUAUUCUUCUUUUUCCUUUUUCUCUUCCUCCACCCACCCCGGGUUCGGAGCCGUUCCGGAUGCUGUCUAGGGCUGCCGGAUGUCUGAUCUCCGGAUAACCGAGGCGUUUCUGUACAUGGAUUAUCUGUGUUUCCGAGCCCUUUGCUGCAAGGGACCCCCACCUGCGCGGCCAGAGUACGACUUGGUUUGCAUAGGCCUCUCGGGCUCGGGCAAGACCAGUCUGCUGUUGAGGCUCUGCAGCGAGAGUCCGGAGAAUGUCGUGUCAACCACAGGUUUUAGUAUAAAGGCAGUACCAUUCCAGAAUGCCAUCUUGAAUGUAAAAGAACUUGGAGGUGCUGACAACAUCCGCAAAUACUGGAGCCGUUACUACCAAGGGUCUCAAGGGGUCAUAUUCGUGUUAGACAGCGCCUCCUCCGAGGGGGACCUCGAAACCGCCAGAAAUGAGCUGCACUCCGCCCUUCAGCACCCACAGCUCUGCACCCUACCCUUCCUGAUCCUGGCCAGUCAUCAAGACAAGCCUGCGGCCCGCUCAGUGCAAGAGAUCAAAAAAUAUUUUGAGCUCGAGCCACUUGCCCGUGGAAAGCGCUGGAUUCUACAGCCUUGCUCACUGGAUGACCCAGACGCCCUGAAAGACAGCUUCUCCCAGCUGAUAAGCGUGUUAGAAGAGAAAGACCACGAAGCUAUGAGGAUGUGAACUCUAGCCAAGACGUGCCCCCCCAAAAAAAGCCUUGAACCCAUCAUGUUAGUUUCUCAUAUUUCAAUUUCAUUUUGAUACAAGACUGUGGACGUCAGUGUGUCCUUUCCUCUGUUUCAGACCCUCAUCUCUCUGUGAAAGUGAAUGUUCUGUAAGUCAGGUGAAUCGUUGUUACCGUCCACAUCAAAUACACACUACUGAGAGAGAACGUAUUCGGUUGGCCACUAAUUCUCUUCACCGCACGUCUCUCCCUGCUCUCGUUCUGAGAAUCUCUUCUGUGCUUUGUGCUGCCACGGACGGGACUCAAAGCUCUGGGAAACAGGCUCCUGGUGAAGAAGUCUGGAAGACUUGCGUACCUUGACUCACCCCAUCUGAGCUUUGCAUUGGAGCGUUCCAAGAUUGGGACUCUACACAAUGUAUAGUUUUCAUGUUUUCUUGGGCAGGAGAAGUUCAGGGUUUUUUAAGUCUUAAUCUCUGUUUCUCAGUUGUUUUUUUUUUGUUUGUUUGUUUGUUUUUGUUGUUUUUAAAUAUAUUGAGGUUGUGGACUCUGAGUUUAAAAAAAAGAAGAAGAAGAAGAAGAAGAACACCAAAAACCAUCACUUAUCAUAAAGGAAGAUCCGGCCAUAGCAAAAUUAGCUCUGAAGAACCUGAGGACCAGCUAUCUAAUGACUCUUUGAUUUGAUCCAUAGCCCUGUCCCCCCACACACACACCCGACCCUAACACACACCCUCUCCUCUUUUAAGAGCAAAGACAUUGCUUUAGUUUUUGAGAGUUAGGGGAAUUUGAGACACAUGCAUGCACCGUUGAUUACAUUUGAUCAAGUCCUCAGAUAUUUUUUAAUGGAACCAUUAAUCUGCAUAAAACCAAGCUGCAACAUUAUGUAGGCUUUUUUUCCCCCUAAAAGUUAGAAAUGUCUCACGAAAAUAGAGAAAGUAACUUUCCUCUACUUUACGACAUGACAAGACCACCUUGGAAGUAUAGUUUACACAACUUAGGGUGUGAACCGGCAUGGAUUUGACAAAAAUCAAAGGAAUCCUCCAUAUGUAUUUGUAUGCUUUCGGGGAGUCACUGAAGCUUCCACCUAGGAGUUCAAGGCCUAUCAGUAUUUCUAUUAUAAUCCUCUAUUUUCAGGGGUUUCAGUGUGCCCUUAACAUAUGCUGGGGCUGCAGCAAAUAACUAAUUUAAGCGCCUAGUUUUAGUCUCUGGAACUAAUUUUUGCCAUGUAAUUUAAAUGAUAAAAUUGCAUAGACCAUGUACAGUUUUAUUAAAGUUUAGCCACCUGUAACCGUUUCAAAAAUCAGGAAUCUUCUAUGCAUAUUGAGAUUUAUAGAUGAACUAUUCUUUGGCACAUCUUGUAGACUUUUGACUACUUAUUUAAAAUACGAAGUGGCCAAAUGCUGGAAAACUGCUCCCUACACCUGAGCAAUAACCACAUGUUUGUCCUUAUGUGGUGUAGUCUGAUAGCCCCUGUCACAGACUCACACCAUCUUCUUAUGUGGUGUAGUCUGAUAGCCCCUGUCACAGACUCACACUGUCUUCUGGGGCGGAGUAAAGCUCUGUACCCGUCACACAAAUGCAGAAUUUAUGACUUUAUCUUGUAAGUGGAUUUUAAUGAACUCAUCCAACACUCCUUUAAGCUUAUUUUCAAUGACAAUGAUCAAAAAAGAAUCCAUAAGGAUUCCCAAUCAAUCUUGUCCACGGUAUCUUCGAAUAUUUUUAACACUGUGUAAAUGACCCGUGGACAGGCGCACCCAUCUUAUUCCAAUAACCAGUUCCCCAAUCCCUGUUUUUAUUUUGUUCUCCUGUGCUCAUCUUCCGUGUGUGUUUGUGGGGGGGGGGGGGCAGGGGAGAACACAAUGGAUUUCAGGCCUUGCUUUUCCCGCAAGUUCAUUAAAUGUAGAAUGUUGUCUUUUGAAGAUACUGUGGCUGAAUGCUCCCCGGCCAUCUGUUAAAUGACUUCCCGUGGUCUGCGUGUGUUCAUGUGCCAGAGACGGGCUUUCUCCGCGACUGUCUGCAGCCUCCCAGCCGUCAGAGCGAAAACAUGAUCAAUCAGGACUCAACAGCAGCUGUUUUUGACAAGUUUCUGUCUGACGCCUAAUGCUUUACAACUGUCAAUACGGCUCCGUCUUUGUCUAGCGGGUCAGAGCUGUCUUGCUGCAUCCUGUCCUUGUAACCCUAGAAUUUGCCAUGUUUUGGAAACCCAGGGCUGGGGGAGGGGCAGGGAGGGGCGGGCCAGGGGCUGUCUGUCCUGUUCCUACUUCUGUGCCCAGCGCCACAGGUUGUCUUAGCUCGCCUAUUCAGACACGUAGGAGAAUCAGUCCGUUGUGUAUUUCCUCACUUGGCGUCUUGUUAUAUUUAUGGAAGUUACUAGGGUUUUGUACCUUCUUAGCUAAAGCAGUUGUCUUUUUAUAAUGGCAAUUAAUUUAUAUAAAACUUUGUAUCAACUGUAGUUUUACAGCAUUGGUUCGUAAAUAACUACCACGUCAUCCUGCCUUUCUAUUAAGAUACACCGUGUCGCGUCUACUCCCUGAGGUCGACACUUUCCUGUGCACAUUUGCCAGGCAAGAAACGCCCAUCGUAUCAUCAUCCAUGAUUUAUAUAUGAUUCCCACUAUCUUCCAAUGAAAAAUAAACGCUGAGUAGAAGUGA
This is a messenger RNA of Jaculus jaculus (lesser Egyptian jerboa), 3391 nucleotides long. It is a transcript of the gene Arl15, whose product is annotated as ADP ribosylation factor like GTPase 15. The record is from RefSeq and is a predicted model, not a curated record. The transcript is spliced from 5 exons. The coding region runs from base 128 to 742 and encodes 204 amino acids. Gene Ontology annotation, molecular function: GTP binding; GTPase activity. Lineage: Eukaryota; Metazoa; Chordata; Mammalia; Rodentia; Dipodidae.